Aspergillus fischeri NRRL 181 is the source of this 687-nucleotide messenger RNA. RefSeq lists its product as uncharacterized. Bases 1 to 687 code for a protein of 228 amino acids. The transcript has 3 exons. Gene Ontology annotation, biological process: mannan biosynthetic process. NCBI's taxonomy places the organism in Eukaryota, Fungi, Ascomycota, Eurotiomycetes, Eurotiales, Aspergillaceae. Gene Ontology annotation, molecular function: alpha-1,2-mannosyltransferase activity. Gene Ontology annotation, cellular component: Golgi apparatus. The record is from RefSeq and is a predicted model, not a curated record.
AUGGACCCGUUUCAGACAGCGAAUCCCGGCUGUUCGCGGGCUACUGAGGCUGGAAUACUUGCUGUUUCGAAAAAGACUCAUCUUUCCACGUUGCUGCUCGCUGCUUAUUACAACUAUUAUGGACCGGAUUAUUAUUACAUCCUGCUUGAUCAGGGUGCGCCCGGUGCGGGCGAUAAAGACACCUUCCUUCAUGCUGCAACUGCCCUUAACGAGACCUUUUACUCUGUGAGUGAGAAGGCGGUGGAUGUUGGAAAUGUCACACCUUGGAAUGCAGAGGUCGCAAUCAAUGCUGGAUAUAUCCAAGCCGAUCCCAUUCAGGAUUAUAACCUGACGAGCCAACAGAAAUGGAGAGUCAAGGAUCCUUCAGUUGCCAAGCCACCCCGGGCCUUCUUCGUUCAUGCUGGGGACCCGGAAUUCAAUCCAGGCAAUGACCUGCUGGGCCGGAAGUUGGUGGGUUUUGACGGCAAACCCACUCGACUCUGGACUCAUCCACCCGAGGCAAUGGAACGUCUCGGAUAUGACGCCGAGAGGGCGUUCUGGGAGGCGACGGUAUCCGUGGCGUGCGAGAUACAGCUAGCCUUUGAAUCCUGGAAAUCCAAGAGUGGACUUUGUGAACAGGUGAAGGAGCAUUGGGAAGCUGUUUUUGAGAAUCCAGAUGUAAAGGUUCCGGUGUUUGCAGGUAGCUAA